Molecule: messenger RNA, 768 nt
Organism: Rhinopithecus roxellana (golden snub-nosed monkey)
Lineage: Eukaryota; Metazoa; Chordata; Mammalia; Primates; Cercopithecidae
Gene: TMEM247
Product: transmembrane protein 247
Exons: 4
Coding region: 1-768 (255 amino acids)
Cellular component (GO): endoplasmic reticulum
Source: RefSeq, a predicted model, not a curated record
AUGGCAGCAGAGGACAGGGAGAUGAUGGAAGCCCGGGGUGCAGGAGAAAGCUGCCCGACCUUCCCCAAGAUGGUGCCUGGUGACUCCAAGUCUGAAGAGAAGCCAAGGGCUUGUCUGGAGGCAGAGUCCCAGAAGCCAGACUCCUCCUCUGACUACUUGGAAGAGAUGGAAGCUUGUGAGGACGGAGGCUGCCAAGGGCCGCUUAAAUCGCUGUCCCCCAAGUCCUGCCCUGCCACCAAAGGCCAGGCAGGCGACGGACCCAAACCCGCAGAGCUGCCCCCGGCCCCUGGGACUGAGCGCAAUCCCGAGAUGGAGCUGGAGAAGGUGCGCAUGGAGUUCGAGCUCACACGGCUCAAGUACCUGCAUGAGGAGAACGAGCGGCAGCGGCAGCAUGAGGUGGUGAUGGGGCGGCUGCAGCAAGAGGCAGCGCCCCGCCUGUUUUCAGGAGGCCUCCAGAACCUCCUGCUGCCCCAGAACCAGUUUGCCAUGUUCCUGUACGGCUUCAUCUUCAUUCAUAUCAUCUAUGUCACCAAGGAGAUGGUCUUCUUUCUCUUCGCCAAGCACUACCUGUUCUGCAUCGCGGCCAUUUUGCUCUGUUUGAUUAAAACUUUCUGGUCAUACUUCCAAGUGCUUUUGCUCUCUCCACCACUGGGAACCCUCGCCCCUGCCAUGCUAGAGUGUUAUCAGCCCAGCUCCCACUCCCUUCCUGAGCUGCUGAGCCAGAAAGCCUUGGUUGGGUUGAAACCAUCGGGUAGAGCACAGCCGUAG